Messenger RNA from Podarcis lilfordi (Lilford's wall lizard), 10654 nucleotides. The record is from the annotation of a GenBank genome assembly. NCBI's taxonomy places the organism in Eukaryota, Metazoa, Chordata, Lepidosauria, Squamata, Lacertidae.
CAGGCAGUCUAGCGAUGGACACCAACCUCCAGGGGACAUUCCUUCUCAACAACCCUCCUCUGCCCCCUUUCCCAGAGGUGAAGGCCUCGAUGUGCCAGUAUACAGUGCAAAACUCCUUCUACAAGCUCAGCCCCCCCGGGCUGAGUGCCCAGCUGGCUGCUGGCACACCGCAUGGCAUCAGCGACAUCCUGAGCAGACCAGUGGCUCCACCGAAUGGGGGUCUUCUCUCGGGCUACUCCCACGUUGGUGGGUUCAACGGACUGGGCACCCAGAGCCUUUACUACGGGUCUCAAGUGGGGAACUUCUCCAAAGCCGGAAGCGAAUACUCAGCCAGAGGUCGGAACUGCUGGGCAGACACAGGGCAGGAGUGGCAUGGAGCUCGGCCAUGUGGCAACCGUGAGUAGCAAACUAGCCAUGGGGUGGGGUGGGUUUGGGGGGACGUGGGGGGGGGGGAGUAGCCAGGAGAGGUAUCUGUAAGGGUGAGGCGAUGGCCUUGGGUGGCGAAAGGAAACUGGCAAGGCUGAACCGAGGGCAGAACUUGGUCCUGGAAUACGCAAAGUAGUUAUGAUUGUUCAUUAUGGCAGCAUUCAAGUAUGUGGAGCAACUUGGGCACUCCCUGCCUCGAGGGGCUUGCAGUAUGCAUUUGAACAGCAAGUGAAAAAACACAGUGAAGAAAAAAGAGAGAAAGUUGAAGGAUGAAUGAACACAGGCAAAGGCAGCUAAACAUGCUGGACUUUGUUUGACUGGGGAAGAGAGGGGGCGCUUAAGAAGUCAAAGGGCACCAGAAAGAGGCAGGUUUGCAUGUAGAGUCAUCGGUGUUUGUAGUGCUUUCACAGAGUCACAUGCAGGAGGAAAAACAGGAUAUUUUGGAACCAGGAGCUUACAGGUUUUGAGAGAGUGAGAGACAGCAAUGACAGGAAAAAGUAACUAGAGGUAACAUGGCAAACAAGCAGACAAGUAUCCUUGAGCAUGUGCAGAGUUUUAAUAACCACAGGCAGCCUUUCACCUCUUGGAUUGGGGCAGGCCUUCUAGGUCAGAGAGCCCUGGGAUCCCUUAUGUAUCUCUCACCCCCACCUCACAUUUGUUUGGAGAUUGGUCACUGCAGAAAGUGGGGGGAGGGGAGGUUACCUGGUUUUCUGGAACAGGUGCCUGAGAAAGCUGCAGGAAGGUGACUGGCUCCUUUGCCCUCCCUCUGCGUUGCUUUUCCUGGGCAAAGGGAGCGGUUCUCGGAAUCAAGCAAAGUUUAUCCUUGGCUGCCACGAAAGUGCCCCUUGGAAUGACAGAUGGCGCCGGGUAGCCGGGUGCUGCUGAUAUGGGGCUCCAUAAAGAAGUGUGCAAAAGGCCAGGGGCACUAGUGUGGCAUGGGCACAGGUGCCAGGGAAACAGCCCUGGUGGAAGGAGAAACACGUGGCAAACCCACCCUCCGCAAAGGGAAGAGCUGUGCCCCAUCCCAUCCUCUAGGGCAGCGGGUGGGGAGCCUCUGCCCCUCCAGAUGCUGAUGGACUCCAGUUCCCAUCAGGCCUAAUGUUCAGGGACGGUGGGAGUGGCAGUCUAGCACCAUCUGGUGAGGCAGAGGUUCAUCUGGGGCAGCUUUUCCCCAAACCAGGGGGGAACAUGUUUUUCAACCACAACUCCCAUCGUCCCUAACCAAUGGCUGCUGUGGCUGAGGCUGAUGGGGAGUGGAGUCCAAUAACAUCUGGUUGGGCAAAGGUUGGGGAAGUUGGGCAAUAAAGGCUGCCCUGGAGUCCAGCAUCACUUUGCAUUCCCUGCAGCUGCUCUCUGCUUCAGGGGGUUGGACUAAAUGGGCCUCAUGGUCCCUCCCAGCUCUACACUUCUGGAGGACACCAGGUUGGGGAAGACUAGUUCUAACUAGUCUUACGCAAAUUGUUUGGAGGCAGUGAUGCUUCUGAAUGCCAGUUGCUGGAAGCUGCAGGAGACAAGAGGAGAUGGCCUGGGUCUUGCUCUUACUUGGGUCUUGCCUGAGGGUUUUCCAUAAGGACCUGGUUGGCAACAGGAUGAGAACAGGGUCUGGUGGGCCAUUGGCCUGAUCUGGGGGCUCUUCUGCGGCGGAAGUGGGGGUAGGGAUGGGGGAAGGAUCAGAGGAACCGAGGCCACAGCUCACAUCGCUGCAAAAUUUCUUAUAAAAAUUUCCUUUUGCAACAAUAAAAUAUUGAUACAAUGAACCAAAGUAUCUAAAGCCCCACUCUGCCUGAUUAUUAUUAUUACUAUUAAUAUUUAUCAAUUAAAUGUAUAUACUGCCCUUCAUCAUAAGAUCUCGGGGGGGUUCACAGAAUAAAAAGGGCCAGCCAUGCCCUUGCCCCCCCCCCCGGUGCACCUGCUCGGGGCCUGGAGUGCAGAGCAAGUCCUGGGAAGCUGACUUCAGCUGAUGGGCAGGUUCAUGGGAAGAAGAGAGAGUCUCUCAAAUCAACACCCCCCCCAAAGCUCCUUUGGGGGCCCUUAACAGCUUAUAUAGCUUUGGCAUUGGUGUUUUGCUGGGAAGGGGGCUGAGAAGGCAUGCCACAAGUCCCAGCCCAGAUUUGCACCCAACCCAAGGCUGCUAGAUUAAUAAAACACACACAAGCCACCCAGAUGUGUUUGGCAGACCAAGUUGUUUGGCUUUCUGGAGUAAUCAUGUGCCAAGUAAUAAAUAACGCUAUUAAAUAAGAGCAGCACUUCGGACAGGCAGAGGAGCAAGUGAUGGGGCAGACAGGGGUAGGCUGAGAGUGGGGAACCUGAGGCCAUGCCCACCCCCACCCCCCAGCCCUGCUAGGCCCCCUAGAGAGGUUUACCUGACUGGAACGUGUCUUGACCCCCGAUGAGGCAUGUAGGUUGCCCCGGCAGAAAACAGAAAGGGCUCUGUGAGCAUGAGCAGAGAGCAGUGCACUUUGCAAAGGGAGACAUUUGCCUGGAUUGCUCCCCCUGCUUCUCCCACUGGCAUUCAGCCGUCAGGAAGUGUCACUCUCGGGGGGCUCCCUCAGGGGCUCAGGCCCCAGCAGCAGAAAUGCCAACUUUGCCAGCACAAACAGGGUUUGUGGUGAACUGCAUUCCCUUUCUCACGAGUAGCCUGCCCAUUCUGUACCCAUGGAGACCUCCUGAGCUACUGUCCUUCAUCCUGGGCCCAGAGAUUUUGUUGUCUGCACUCUCAAGGAUUGGGGGGGCGCACUCCCACCCCAUCCUCUGACAUGCCCCGAGGUUCUUCCUCUGGGGUCAGGCCAGAGGGCACCUCAAGGCACCCCUAGGUACAGGCCUGUUCCCCAGGGUCCUCAACCUGUGGGGUGUCUGGUUCAUUCUCCUUGCCCAGCACCAGAUGACGAAUAGGCCUGACAGAACAGUGCACAGAAGUGAAUCUUUUAGCUAAAAAAGGUCCUCCUCAACCUGUGGUAGCUUAAGAACCUCGGAAGAGACUGCGGGAUCAGGCCCAUGCCCCCCCCAGCCCUGCACCCUGAUCUCACAGUGGCCACCUGGACGCCUGGGGGGCAACCUGCAAGCAGGACAUGAGACAUUCUGCCUGCCUGCGAUGCCCAGCAGCUGCCUUCAGAGGCGCCAGGCCUUUGAUGGUGGAGGCACAGCAUAGUCAUUGCGGCUAGUAGCCACGGCUAGCCUGGUCUUCCGUUAAUUUCCCCAUCCAAGUUGGUGGCCGGCUCUGCCCCCUGUGGCAGGGAGUUCCAUAGUUUAGCUAUGCACUAUGCUUCUGUCCUGGGUCUCCCAACAUACAGAUUCAUUGGAUGCCCAUAAGUUCCAGCGUGAGGAGAGAGGGAGAAAAACUCUUCCCAACUCUCUUUCUCCACGCUGGGCAUCAUUUUAUAGACCUCUACCACGUCGGCUCAUAUUGUCUUUUCUCUAAGUCCCAAAUGCGGCAGCCUUUCCUCCUAGCAGAGUCUCUCCAUUCCCUUGACCAUUUGGGCAGCCCUUCUCUGAGCCUCUUUCUGCAGGGUCGUCUUUGAGGUUGGGCGAGCCAAACCUCACGCAGCACUCCAAGUACGGUCAUGCGGCAGAGUGGUCUAAGGGCAUGAUGAGAUGGGCAGUUUUGUUUUUGAUUGCUUUCCUAGGGAUGGCUGGCAUAGAUUUGCCUUGGUGUGUGUCUGGGGCAGGGGCGGCUGGAGGGCUCAUCCUGCCUGGUGCACAGGGAAGGGAGCGCUAGCCAGCUUCAGUGCCCCUCAGGCCUCACGCUGCCCCUCUCCCUCUGCACAGCUGCAGGGCCUGUGGGCGACGGCCUCCACAAGAAGAAGCACACACGGCCGACCUUCACGGGCCACCAGAUCUUUGCCCUGGAGAAAACCUUUGAGCAGACCAAGUACCUGGCUGGGCCUGAGCGGGCCAGACUUGCCUAUUCCCUUGGAAUGAGUGAAUCGCAGGUGAAGGUGAGCUCCCUGUACCUUUGUGAGUCAAGCUGGGGGAGGGCGGGGGCAGGGAAUCAGCAGCAGCACCCAUAGGCUCUGCUUCGCCCAGGUCAGCAACUGGCAGCCCUUGGGCCAAAUCCAGUCUCCAAAGAGGCACUGCCAAUUGGGAGGUGAAAGAACAAGCUGGAGAAGAGGCAUUGAUGGGACUUUGUGGGACAUCAGUUUAAAUCUGGGGCUCACAAUGCGGUGCUUGUGAGCACCAGAGCACCCUCAGGCACAUGGCUGAACACCCAUUCAUCCCAAUUGUUGGGGAUUCCCCCCCCCCUUUUUUUUUUGCUUGCAGAGGUUGCUUUGGGUUUCCUUGGUUUGUGUGUGGGGGGGAGGUUCCUGCUUUUUUUGUCUCUGCUUUGUUUGCUGGGGAAGCAGUUCUUUGGUGGUGAGGGAGGGUUAGGUCCUGUGCACUCUGUAUUUUGUGGUGCUCACAACAGUUUCUGAGAUUUUCAACGGUGCCUCUGGGAACCCCAAAAAGUUUGAGGGCCCAUGCUUUAAGGGGUGACCAAUGAAAUGCUUGCUCUCUGGCCUUAACCCCCAUCUCAAAGUGUGUCCCAUCCCCCCAAGCCAACCUGCUGAUCAGGGCUAACGAUGCAUAACAAGCCUGUGUGCAGCCUGUGUCCCUUUCACUCAUGUGGGUGAUAUGUGCAGGGAAGCCCACAGAGUUAUGCCAUGGGCUUUGCCUCAAAUGGCACUGGGACAAGAGCAGGAGAGCUGGAGCAGUUUGCCUCAGCAGGGUUUCUGCGUGUGUCACACCACAACAGGCUCCAAAACAGAGGCGUGUGUGUGUUUACACGUGCUAUAGAAUUAAAAACACGCUCUCCUGCUUUCAGAGUCACCAGCUGAGCAGGACAGGAGAAAGGACUGGCUUCUGUCAGCUUUUCACAAGUGCUGGAUGAUCAGAAAUCAGCAGGUGGAGUUUGGAAUGACAUGGUCCUAGGAGCAAGUUGAAAAGCUGGCAACCAAUACACUUUGGACCUGACUCUGCCACGACUCAUGUGCAGAAAGGUGGCCCACCUGUGAUCUAACUGUCCAAGGCCCUUUCCCCACAUAGAGCUGCUGCUGAGUGUGGAGACGGAAUCUUGUUUCCGUCUUGCUAAGCAGCCAGGGGGCUGCCCCUGCUGCCCCUUGGCAUUUGCCGCCUGAGGUGGUUGCCUUACGCUGCCCCACGGCAGGGCCUGCCCUCUCUCUGCCACAAGCUUCCCUGGCAGGCUGCUGCUUCAGGUUUUCCAAAGCUCGGUCAAGCCGUUAAGCAUUGUCUCAUUGCAAAAUUCUUAGCACACAUCACCUCAAAACAUAGGUAAAGGUAAAGGGACGCCUGACCAUUAGGUCCAGUCAUGGCCGACUCUGGGGCUGCGGCGCUCAUCUCGCUUUUAUUGGCCGAGGGAGCCGGCGUACAGCUUCCGGGUCAUGUGGCCAGCAUGACUAAGCCGCUUCUGGCGAACCAGAGCAGCGCACAGAAACGCCGUUUGCCUUCCCGCCGGAGCGAUACCUAUUUAUCUACUUGCACUUUGACGUGCUUUCGAACUGCUAGGUUGGCAGGAGUAGGGACCGAGCAGCAGGAUCUCACCCUGUCGUGGGGAUUUGAACUGCCAACCUUCUGAUCGGCAAGUCCUAGGCUCUGUGGUUUAACCCACAGCGCCACCCGCGUCCCAAGCCCUCAAAACAUAGUGGCAGAUUUAUUUUGGUUUUAAAAUUAUGCUACUAUUGAAGUUUUUAGAAGUUCAAGAAUUAAUCGUAGUUUAUUAGCAAUGAAUAGCAGUUUAUUAGUGAUAGACUUUUGGAACAUUAUUCUUUUUCAAAAUUGUCAUUAUGUAUUGCAUCCGAAUUAUUUUUUUGAAAAUGGCUGCAUGUCUAAGCAGACUAAUUAACCUGCCACCCAAUUAAAGAAAGCCAAUGGAUUGCAUUUGUUUUAGUCCACCAGUUACAUGGUUAAAUCUGAAUGCAUUUGCAUAUGACUAUAAGAAUAUUUCCAAAGAAAGAGGCACAUUUUGUUUUCAGAUGGCACACGAGGGUUGGACCAGGGUUCAAACCCCACUCGGCCAUGAAGCUCACAGGGUGACGUUGUGCCAUCACUCACUCUUGGCCAAUCCCACCUCGCAGGAUUCUUGUGAGGAUAAGUGGAGAGGAGACCUCUGCCCACCACCUGGAGCUCCAAGGAGGGAAGGUGGUGAAGUACAAAUGUAAUAAAUGAAAAUGAAUGGCAGCACGCACAGUCUUAGAAGAGACAUUCUGUGUGCCAGACUGCAACCCAGGUGCAGUAUUAAAAAUAUCUGACUUCUAAAAACAGUUCUGCUGGCCCCUUUUAAUCAAAAGAUCUUUAACAGUGCUGUGGCAGAAAUUUCUAUUUACCUUUUUUUUAACCAUUAAUGAGAAAGAAAUUCUCAAAAGGGAGAGAAAAUUUUGGUUAAUUUGUCAUGUACAUGUGUGUGAUUUGUGGUGCUUAUAUUAUAUCUGAAGUGAUCAAAGGGUCUCUUUCUUUCUUUCUUUCUUUCUUUCUUUCUUUCUUUCUUCCUAGCAUCCCUCCAGCAUUCUGCACUCUGUAGCCUCCCUGGGUGCCAUGAGGCAACUUCCUCUCUUGGGUGUAUGCAGCAGGGGAGGCUGCAAACCACUAAAGAAAUAUUUACUGGAUAGAAAAAGGCUAUAUUCAUGCCACUUUAAACACUCACAGCCCCCCCCCCCCCAGUUAUGGGAGCUGUAGUUUGUUAAAGGGGCUGAGAGUCGCUAGGCAAGCCCUAUUCCCAUCCCAGAGCUACAGUUCCCAGAGUGGUUUAACAGUCAAUCCCUUUUCAUAGGGAACUCUGGGAAUUGUAGAUCCAUGAGGGGAAUCAGGGCCCCCUAACAACUCUCAGCACCCUUAACAAACUACAGCUUCCCAAAUUUGUUGGUGGGGGCCGGAAGCCAUGAUUCUUUAAACUGGUAUCAUAGCACUUUAAAUGUAUGGUGUCAAUGUGGCCGAAGAAGCUCCACACAUCGGCACCUUGAGGGAUGCGCUAAGCUCAAUCCCACACCCAUUAAAAGCUCAAUGGAAUUCUAGAGCCACCUGAGAAUGAGGCAGAAGCCCGGGAAUCUCUUGGUGCAGGUUUGAUUCCACUGGGUUGCCCAAACUGCCCCAACCUUAUUUUAUUAUUUUAUUUAUUUGUUUUCAUGAAAUUUGACUGUAAAACAAAAACAAAACUCAAAGCAGUUCACAAAAAGAAUAAAGCAAUACGAAUAUGAGUAAAAACAGAUAAGAACAGGUAAAAACAACAAUUUAAAACAUUCAGAUAAUAAUUGAAAUAAGUGCUAAGCUAAAAGCAGAUUAAAAUGCACAUCCGCACAUGAGAGAUCUGGGUAGUCUGGCCUAAGCAAAAAGAGUUUAAGCAGGAGCCGGAGGCGACAUUUCCAUUUUGGAUUUCCCAGCCAUUCCCUGUAUCCUUUUUGGCACACGGACACACCUGGGGCAAUGCCAUCUCCCGGGUAAACUGGUCCCCGUGUUGUUAAGGGCUUUAUAGACCAAUGUGUAUUUGCCCCCCUCCUCUUCCUCUGGGCAGGACACCCUGGGAAGAAAUCUCUCCAGAAACAGAAGGGCAGGCUUUGGCGCAGCACCAGUUUUUCAUCAAUUGAUCUAACAAAUGGAUUGUCUUAAAUGUUGUAGCCCUAAAGUCAACAUAAUUUAAACUAAGAGAGUUAAAAUGGCCUCCCAAAACUCUUCACACUUUUUGUGGGUGGUGAAAUUGUGUGAGGGGCAUUUUGCCAUAUAUACUUGGAGGGAAAUGAAAGAUUCUUUAAUAUUUUUUCUUUGAAAACUCUAUUCUGAGAAAUGAAUUUUAGCUCACUUGAUGGCAAAUGAAACUAUUGCUUCUUUUCUCUAUAUUAGUGGAGGAAAGAAAGAAGCUGUGGGCCAAGAAAAAAGGUCUAGAAGGAGGAGGGACACCCACCCGCCCUGGUUCCUUCAAGAAAAUUGAAAUAAUAUUUAAAACAGUGGUAAAACUAGAUCUGAAAUAAUAUUUAAACAGUGGUAAAACUGGAUCUGCAGUUGUGUUCAAAACUGGGGAGGCCAUUGCACUAAAAUUUCUGUAGGCCAGGACUAAAAUGCUGCAGGAGUUUGAAAAGGGGGAAUUUCUUUCAAAUGUCUAGUUCUUUUACCAGAGAACUCUUGGUUUGUCGAUAAUUUAGUGCAACAAAAAUAGGAACUCCAAAAAGCAAGUGGAAGUGGAAACAAAUAGCAGAAUGGAAAAAAUGAAAGGGGUUUAUUGAGCCAGAGCAUUUCAGACCCCUCUGGUCCUCUUUCAGGGACAUUGUGGAGAACAGCGAUUCAAAAUUCCGAUCCAGUAUGCCUAAGAAACUGAAGAGGCACCGCUGGAUCAAUAAACCUCUUUUUCAGCUAUCAUUUAACAAACCCCUGCCAGCCCCUUUUCCUCUGGGGUGAAGUGACAACCCCCAAUUCAGAAGUACGAUUGCCAUCUUUCCCCGCCGGCAGGGCUCCUCUGCCUUAAAGAGCCUGCCGCCAGAAGCCCAUCAGCGGGGCGCGUUUCCCCCGGGCGCGCUGCCGGCUGGGGCGGCUGUUCCGCGAGCCCCUCCUGCCUUGGCUGGCGCAGCUCGCCUUGGUGGGCUCCGCCUGCGCUCGGCUCCUGCCGGCCUUGCGCGCUGCCCUGACCCGCUGCCCGUCCGCCUCCUUGCAGGUCUGGUUCCAGAACCGGCGCACCAAGUGGCGCAAGAAGAGCGCCCUGGAGCCGUCGUCGUCUUCGCCCCGCGCGGCGGCCGGAGCGGGCGAGCGCCCAGCCUCGGACGAGGACGACGAAUACAACAAGCCUCUGGACCCGGACUCGGACGACGAGAAGAUCCGCCUGCUGCUGCGCAAGCACCGCGCCGCCUUCUCGGUGCUGGGCCUGGGCUCGCCCAGCGGCUGAGCGGCAGCGAGGACUCCGGCCAGCGGGAAGAGGAGCAGCUCAGGCGGCAGGACGGGGCGGGGCGCACGCCGCACUCCGGCCGCGAAGCCUUCCUGGCUGCAUGCCCCGACCCUCAAGUCCUCUCCAGCAGCAAAGGGAAGUUUCAUCACAUAGGCUUUAAUUUCUCUGUUUAUAAAAAAAGGAAAGCAAAUAUUUUCAAACCACUUACAAAAUGACUCCAGGGGUUGCGGGAGGCGCUCGCUCUCAGGUUGUGUCACAGGCACGAGCCAAUAGUCACCUUCCACAGCCAGUUUUUCCUUGUUCAAACUGAAUCAUGCGGAAAACAUGCCCCCAAUUGUUCAAGAUGUGCUAGUAUCGAGGAGACUGACCAGCAACACCCUUCAUAAAACGUUACACCUGUGUUCACCCUUCAUUUGAGCCAGAGCUCACAAGUGCUGGGCCCUAGCAUCCCGCCUUCAGUACUGACAUCCGGCUCUGAAAGUUGUAAAGCAAAUAUAAAGGAGAGUGCUCCUGAACAUAGGCAGAGUACUCUUCAGUUGCCACUCCGGUGUCACAGCCUGCCCUCCCACAACCUGUUGGGGUUGGAGCUGCAGGUACAAAUGUGAGUCCCCUUAGGCCCAGCUCAGCACCAGAUCCUGGCAACACUUUGAGAGGCUUAAACUGGGUCUGCAGUAUUCUGUUUUCCCAGGGAAGGCAGAAAAAAACCUAUUCAUUCUCAGCAACCACCAAGCAGCAAUUCCUUUGCUGAGGUGAGGCUGCCACUGCAGCAAAACUGAUGCAGAUCUGAUAUAUGCUUUUAAUGUAGCUAAAUGAGAAGCUAGCAGGGAGAAGUUUGGCAAAUGCAACUUCUCCUGUUCCAAUACUGUACUCACAGGAAAAAGCUACAAUUAAAAAACUAAAGUACUGUACCAGGACUCAAGCCUAGGAUAUACAGAAGAGGAUAUAAUUAGUGCUGUUCCAAACAUUUUUCCUGCAUUUCUUUCUUUUCUUGUUGUCCACUUGUUGUUCCCAUCAAUUAAUGAGAAAAGAAACUGCAUUGUAUAAUUAUCACAGGAAAGAGGAAAUGUUGAGAAAAUUAUCAUGGGUCUAGUGCACGGUUUUUGUUGCCCUUAGCUUCCUUUUGAAGUGGCUGAGGGGUUUCUUCCUUCUGCAAAUGUCCUGUGGUUCUGCAUCCCACAGCCUCGGUGAGGGACGGCACUUUCUGAAAGGCCAGGGCAGCUGUGGCUGGGCUUUCAUGUACGUGCAGAAGGCAGGAGUCCUGUCUACUGCUUGCCAGACCAUGGUUUGUGGGCAUUUAAAAAAAAAAGCAAAGGCUUUUAUUUUUAAAUAAAUCAGUGUUGAAAUCUCUCUCUUUUUUUAGGUAAAAGGAAC